Messenger RNA from Paracoccidioides lutzii Pb01, 1524 nucleotides. Its product is annotated as leucine carboxyl methyltransferase. Gene Ontology annotation, biological process: C-terminal protein methylation. The record is from RefSeq and is a predicted model, not a curated record. The transcript has 3 exons. The coding region runs from base 1 to 1524 and encodes 507 amino acids. Gene Ontology annotation, molecular function: protein C-terminal leucine carboxyl O-methyltransferase activity.
AUGAAACUCAAUGCUAUAAGAGAGAGUGAGAUUGAGGGUUACUACCUUGCAACCAAAUACCACAGCACUAAAAAUACACAUCAGCAGGUUCAAGUAGGAGGUAUACUCACUGUCAGGGAUGUGAAUAGAAAGAUCAUGCAAUGUAAAGAGGAGGAAGCAGAAAAAGAACAUUUUAAGAGAGUCAAACAUGUUGAGAGAGCUUUGAAGAAAAAUGCAACAGAUCCAACUCAACAAGAGGUCGUGGACGGCAAUAUCAUGACUAACGGCUACCUAACUUACCACCGAGCAACCACCCAGAUGUUCCCGAUACCUCCCACAACAUCCAUGUCAGCUCCGCAAAUCCCCAACCUUAACACUCUUCGACGGGGAGCCGGGAGAGGUCGUUUUAGGGGACGUGGGACCCACGAAGCUUCCUCUGGACACUCCGACGGCACGGCAGCAAAGGAUAGGAUCGUUCAGCAGACUGACAACGAUGCCAAUUUGUCAAGGCUCAGCGCGGUCGAGCUAGGGUAUCUCCAUGACGCGUUUGCUCUGGCGUUUACAAACGCCGGAGGAACGGGUUCGAAGAGGUAUCCGAUAAUUAACAGAGGAACCUACGUACGGACUAUUGCCAUUGAUUGCCUAGUUAAUAGCUUUUUAGACACAAAGGGGAAACCCAAUGGAAAGAGGCAAAUAAUAUCACUCGGCGCAGGCUCAGAUACGCGAGUAUUUCGCCUUCUCUCUCAAAACCGCUCGCUAGACCUCAUAUACCAUGAGCUAGACUUCUCAGCCAACACCACAGCCAAAAUAAAAGCUAUCCGCUCUUCUCCACUCCUGCACAAUGCUCUUCAGAUUUACGGGCCAGAGGAUGUGAACAUAUCUGCUGAUGGUGACGCUUUGCAUUCGAAAUACCUUCACAUCCAUCCCAUCGACCUUCGGACUCUAUCCGCGUCCACCUCACCUACGAUACUGCAAGGCGUGGACAGAACACGCGCGACACUUCUCAUAUCAGAGUGUUGUUUGAUCUAUCUUUCACCCACCGACGCAGAUAAUGUCCUCUCGUAUUUUACUCAGACUCUCUUUCCGCCUUCCGCGUCCUCAUCUACCACUCUGUCCAAGUCCACACUAACUCCCGCAUCAACAUCCACAUCUGCACUUUCGCCUGCACCCCUAAGUCUCAUUCUUUAUGAGCCAAUUCGACCCGAUGAUCCCUUUGGGAGGACCAUGGUCUCUAAUCUCGCGACGAGAGGUAUCCGUAUGCAAACACUGCAUCGCUACGCGUCUCUGUCAGCUGAACGUGACAGAUUGCGCGACCAUGGAUUUGUUAGCGGUCAGGGAGCAGCGGAUGUGGAUUUCAUAUGGGAGCGAUGGAUCGGGCAGGAUGAGAAAGAGAGGGUAGCUGGAUUGGAGAUGCUGGACGAGAUUGAAGAGUGGAAGUUGCUAGCGAGUCAUUACUGUGUGGCAUGGGGUUGGAGAGACCAAGGCGAAGAUGGCCGGGAGGGGGAAAGGGUGUUUGAGGGAUGGAAGAGUUUGGAGGCACAGUAG